AUGAUCGAGCUCUCGUCAGAGGCAGUGCAUAAUGACCAAUUUGCGCUAUCUUGCCGUGUUAGGCGGCAACUACACCCGGCUGAUAACAAGACGGUUGAGCCUUUCCACCAUGACCUGCGUCUGAAGGCGAAGGUGUCUGAAUUGAGUUUGUCAGUCGGCGGCUAA
Molecule: messenger RNA, 165 nt
Organism: Fusarium verticillioides 7600
Lineage: Eukaryota; Fungi; Ascomycota; Sordariomycetes; Hypocreales; Nectriaceae
Exons: 1
Coding region: 1-165 (54 amino acids)
Source: RefSeq, a predicted model, not a curated record